This is a messenger RNA of Lathyrus sativus (Indian pea), 399 nucleotides long. Lineage: Eukaryota; Viridiplantae; Streptophyta; Magnoliopsida; Fabales; Fabaceae. The record is from the annotation of a GenBank genome assembly.
AUGGCAAUUUGUGUUUCAGAGAUAGUUGGACUUGGAAGCACUUACAACAAUUGCAACUUUUCUUGUUUCCGCCGAAAGGUUAAUGUUGUUACUUCACAAAACACAUCACUUCUCUUCCCUGCAACAACUACAACCAGAUUCUCUAUUGUUGUUCCUCGAGCUCUGGAUCCCAAAACAGGAGAACAAAACUCUAUCACUUCUUCAUCUCAAGAGGAUUUAGUGUAUGUGGCAAAACUUGCGGUGGGUUCUUUUGCUGGAGCUGCUGCAGUUAAAUAUGGUAGCAGUGUUUUCCCUGAGAUAACUACUCCAAACCUUGUGUUGGCUCUUGUUAUCAUCUCAACUCCUGUCAUUGUUGCUGUUUUGCUUUUGAUAAAUCAAAGUCUUCGUUCGAAGCCAUAG